Messenger RNA from Helianthus annuus (common sunflower), 848 nucleotides. RefSeq lists its product as uncharacterized. The record is from RefSeq and is a predicted model, not a curated record. The transcript is spliced from 4 exons. NCBI's taxonomy places the organism in Eukaryota, Viridiplantae, Streptophyta, Magnoliopsida, Asterales, Asteraceae. Gene Ontology annotation, molecular function: protein binding. Bases 104 to 604 code for a protein of 166 amino acids.
GGGGGAAAGCGGUUGGGAUAAAAUUCAGGAACUUAUCAAUCAAGAUUCACAAAGGUAACGGACCAAAACAAUUUCUGUAUAGUCAAUUUCGUGUCUUUCGUUUAUGGGUAAAUCCAUUCCAUCUUCAGCAAAGCUUCAAGAUUUCGCCAGAAUAAUAACAUCCGACAGGACCCAACAAUCCAAACGAAUCCCUAAAUCCCUUUCCAACAAGACCCGAGUUGUGCCUCCACCGGAACCCGCGAAACCCAAGGGGGUCCGGAUUGUUCAUUCGGAGAAGCAACAACAGAGGUUGAAGAUAAUGGAUGAGAGUUCGUCGACGAACCGCCGGAUUCCCUUGGCGGAGGUGGUGCUGGAGUGCUCGAGACGGUGGUUUCAAGAUACCCUUAAGGAGGCUAAAGCCGGUGACACGAGUAUGCAGGUGUUGGUGGGUCAGAUGUAUUGUAGUGGUUAUGGUGUUGUUAAAGAUGCGCAGAAGGGUCAAGCUUGGAUCAGUAGAGCUUCCCGGAGUCGUAGCUCGGUUUGGAAAGUUGGUGAUAAGCACCCAGGUUACAAUGCUAGUGACUCAGAUUCGGAUGAAGUGAAGGUUGAGGACAAACAAAGCUAAAUGUUCUGUGUUCAUCAAGUUGUUGGUAACAAAUGCAUUAUGGGGUCAACGCAGUGGUUAAACUCUUCAACAAGUCUUCUAGCCAAGCUUGGUAUCAUGCCUUUUAUACUCUCCUUGUAUGACUACCAGACUCUAGUAUUUCUGGCUAUUUUGUCUGAAAAUUUGUAAGUCAUGGUGAAAAGAACUUGUUCAUAUAUCAUUCAUUUCAGUUUCAAGGGUUUGCUUUCUGAUUGUUUUACUAGAA